GGAUCCGGCGGCGGCUCCCGAGCUCGGCGGUGCGGCCUUCCCCGCCCCCUCCUCCCCCGCCCGCUUCCGCCCGGCUUAUUAUCCUCCUUAUUGACAAACAGAGCGGCCGCGGCGGCGACUCUCGGCGUGCGUUUGUAGCCAAGCCAUGGGAGACAAGAAGAGCCCGACCAGGCCGAAGCGGCAGCCGAAGCCGUCCUCGGAUGAGGGUUACUGGGACUGUAGCGUCUGCACCUUCCGGAACAGCGCCGAGGCCUUCAAGUGCAUGAUGUGCGAUGUGCGGAAGGGCACCUCCACCCGAUCCACAUUCUUUGAAGUUAUUGUGAAUGCCUCGAGGACCAAGGAACCGUUGAAAUUUCCAAUUUCAGGAAGGAAACCUCGACCUGUCUCCCAGUUGGUUGCCCAGCAGGUUACUCAGCAGUUUGUGCCCCCUACACAGUCAAAGAAAGAGAAAAAAGAUAAAGUAGAAAAAGAAAAAAGUGAAAAGGAAACAACUAGCAAAAAGAACAGUCAUAAGAAAACCAGGCCAAGAUUGAAAAAUGUGGAUCGGAGUAGUGCUCAGCAUUUGGAAGUUACCGUUGGAGAUCUGACAGUCAUUAUUACAGACUUUAAGGAGAAAACGAAGUCCCCGCCUGCAUCUAGUGCUGCUUCUGCAGAUCAACACAGUCAGAGUGGCUCUAGCUCUGAUAACACAGAGAGGGGAAUGUCCAGGUCAUCUUCACCCAGAGGAGAAGCCUCAUCAUUGAAUGGAGAAUCUCAUUAAAGUUUAUUUUCUCCAGUUUCUUCAUCACUUCUGUCAUAACAUGCAAAUACACAGAUUAUGCCAAGAAGUACCACAUUUUCAUGACAAACAUUCAUGCACAAUCCAUAAUUUGCGUUUUACACAAAAUAGAAAUUUGUUAGAAUUUGUUAGACUUCAUUGCAAUCUAUGCCUACCAAACAAACCUUUUCAGACCUGACAUUUUGGUCUCCACAGUUCAAGGUGCCAUGAAAAUGUGGUUGAAUUAUUCAUUAUGCAGUGUUAUUGGUAAGUCUAUUUUCACUUUUAGUUUAGUGAAUUCUAACACAUAAUUCUUGAAUUCUCCACUAUUGGCAUGUAACGAAUUUAAAUUUUUAUAACAUAGUGCAAGCUGCCUAAAUAUGUAUUAUUUGAGAAUUGUGAACGAAUAGUUAUAUGUAUACAAGUCAAAGAUCAACUUAAUCAACUAUUGCUGCAACAGGAUUUUCUUAAUGGUUAUCCUCUUAAAUACACCUGCUGGUACUUGGUGUGGUUAAAUAGGAAAAAUUGUUAUUAAAUAAAGAAUUUGUAUGAACCGUUGCCAAUGUUUUUGACACAUUUUACUAAAUUAUUGUUCCUGAAUUAUGUUUCUGGUUUUAUCUUUGUUUUUGUUUUUGUUUAUCUUUAAAGCAUUCAUUAUUGUAAUGUUUACUAGCAGAGUAGUAAACAAUAAAACAUUGAUUAUUUAGCUUUAUAAUUCAGGUUUAGUGGUCUUAUCAUUGAACACUGGUAUUUUCUGUAUAAUAUAAAACUUUAAAGUUCAAAUAAUUAUAAGCAUUUGGCAAAAACAGAAAAGAAACCUGACAUAUUUUAAAGGCUGCAAUUUUGGAAAAGCUUUAACUUAAUAAUAGUUUAUCACUGUUGUCUUGCCCCAAACUUGUGCAGGGUCAUAGAAGUAUGAAUCUAAUUAAUACAGAAAUGGAACUGUUUCACAGAACUGGGAAAUAACUAAUUUUAAAUCAGUUUAAUUGGCCUCAGAUUCUUAUGAAAGUCAUAGUGCCCUAUUUUCAGACACAAAUGCCAGUUUAUGCAUUUAUCAAUAUUCCUGAAAUAAAAGUAUUUACAGCCCCACUUACUAUUAUGUAAAAUUACCAAUAAAAUAUUUUUAUGACUACAGAUUUUGCAGUUUUGUUCACAACUAAUAAUGUGUUUCAUGUUGUAUUUAAAAAUCCAACCUAGAAACCACACAGUACUUUUCAAAUUUUUCUAGGGUCUCCUGCUUCUUUUAGCCAUUUGUUUAAUAUAUAUCCACCUCUAGGAGACUUCUGAAAUAUAAGUUAAAAACAUAGCUUAGAUACAAAAUAUCACUUAAAAGCACUAUGAUUGCAUUUGAAGAACAGAAAAAACAAAACUGUAGACCCUGACAGUUGUGAUAUUUGGUGGUUUCUCGUGGUAAUGUAAUUUUCUGUUUAAUUGCAGUACUUUUUCCAGGCACAAUGGGACUGUCUUUUUUGUAAGAUGCUAGUUGUGAAAUACAGUUACUUGCAUACAGUAAAAGUCUGUGAUUAAAACAUUUAUAUACCUCAUUCUUUAGUGUUGUUAAAUGAAAAAUUAAAGUUUGUUUUUAUCAUAUGAUGCUUUCAGUGGAACCCCAGUGAACUGGUUAUGUUCUUUUAAAACACAAAAAAUUUUUGCUAUAUUUUAUUGCUUUUUAUGUUUUUCAAAUGUUUUAAAUUUUAGACAUAGUAAAAAUUACAAGUAAUAAUUGUAAUAGGGAAAAUCUUCCAAUUUUUAAGUCAAAACUGUGCUUGGAGGCACUAGGUCUUAUGAUGAUCAAAUUCUUUCUGGAUGUAUUUUAAAUGGACUGUGGGAGAGAAAGAAUCUUGACAGAGAUGGGAUUUUACCUGAAUGGAGCGUAGUCAUUUUUUCAUAAGAUGGGGGUGGCAGAGAUAGUAUAGUGUGGAAAUUUAGUGUGCUAACUGGUAUCUGAUGCUUUGUAUCCCGGUUGUAGAACCUAAGUGAGCUUGAGUAAACGACUUGAGGUCAUGUCCCAUCUAUUAUAUAGGGGUAACGGUAAUCAAUCUAACUGAUCGAGUCGUGGGGAGGAUUUAAUGUCAAUCCAUAUAAAAUUCUUAACAACUAUAUGGCGCACACUGGCUGAUCAGUAAAUGAGCCUUUACUAUCUUUAUCGGUAAAAUCCCAUUACAAAAACAAAUUGUUUCUACACCCUCUUGGAUGACCAAAAGGAAUUGUGUUCUGUAAGUUACACUGAAUUUUCUACAUCUGAUGUUUGCUCCGAUCCCAGACCAGCCAACUUUCUGUAAUUAAAGAACCUGAUGGAAUGCUAUAUGAGGCAGGACAACUGAA
Molecule: messenger RNA, 3082 nt
Organism: Mustela erminea (ermine)
Lineage: Eukaryota; Metazoa; Chordata; Mammalia; Carnivora; Mustelidae
Gene: YAF2
Product: YY1 associated factor 2
Exons: 5
Coding region: 146-760 (204 amino acids)
Biological process (GO): positive regulation of DNA-templated transcription
Cellular component (GO): nucleus
Molecular function (GO): transcription coregulator activity; DNA binding
Source: RefSeq, a predicted model, not a curated record